This is a messenger RNA of Miscanthus lutarioriparius, 465 nucleotides long. NCBI's taxonomy places the organism in Eukaryota, Viridiplantae, Streptophyta, Magnoliopsida, Poales, Poaceae. The record is from the annotation of a GenBank genome assembly.
AUGGCCGGCGAGGAAGAACAGCUAGGGUUUCGCCGAGCAUACGAGGAGCGGCGGGAGAGGCAGCACCGACGGGAAGCCGCGUCGGCCGACACCACCGGGGCCCGGUCGCGCCGCUCCGUGGCCCGGUCGCGUCGGAGGGAGAGAGGGAGCCGCGGCUCGCGUCGGGACCCGGGAGAGAGCGACGGGGUGGGAGAGAGAGGAAGCUGGAAGAAGAAUAUGGAAGGAGAAGCGGAAGCUGAGCAUAUAUUUGUUUCUCUGGAAUCGGACGAGAAGCCGGAGAAGCUGAGGAGAAGCAGAGGAGAAGGUGGAAAAAGUGAGAAGCAGGACGAGGAGCCACUUCGGGUGAAAUCCGCUUCAACAAAUCUGGGCCGUCCAAUGAAAGAUCUAACGGCCGAGAGAAUUUGGAGCGACGUGGACCCUACUUCUCCUGUUGGAAACGGGCAGGUUUUUGUACGGGAGAACUAG